Molecule: messenger RNA, 1353 nt
Organism: Anopheles coustani
Lineage: Eukaryota; Metazoa; Arthropoda; Insecta; Diptera; Culicidae
Exons: 2
Coding region: 1-1353 (450 amino acids)
Source: RefSeq, a predicted model, not a curated record
AUGGGAAAAAUGUGCACGAUUGUGGCCACCGUUUUGUGCAGUACGUUGCUGUUGGUGUCGAUUGUCUUCAUCGGUGCCGUUAGUCGGUUGGAGGAGACGGGUGGUGCUCGGUAUGGUGAAGGAAAGCGGUACAACGAGCGGAUGGUUGCCGAAGAGGCCGGCCAGUGGGAGCUAGUUUCCGCGGGAACCGUUGCUCCGGCGGAACAAUUGGUUCACUUCGAUGAAUUGAAGCGGGAACAACAACAACCGCGAGGUCGCGGGUUAGACUCGAUGCUGGAUGAAGAUCUGAAGGCCGAGAAUAGUCACGUGGUCGUGCAGGUGUACUCGGUCGACUCGGAUCAGGAGCUGCCAAACGAAGCUUCCUCUGGUGGACCGACCGUUCGCACGAUGAAGGUGCACAAGUACGGAGUGCAGAAGGAACAGAUGGAUGGCAGGGCAACGGAUCGGGUGGAACGGAAGGUAUUCGCUCCGGCACGAAGUAUCCAGGACCAAUUGGCCAACGUAGAGUCGGCUGAGCAGCAACAGCAACAGCAGCAGGAGCAGCAGAACCAGCCGAUGGCCAAGGAAGCCUUGCUUCAGGAGCGUUUCUACGUCGAUGAUAGUCCCGAUAGGGAACAGGUGCUACCGGCUCGUCGUAGGUACAGUGCCACCUUCGGUGGUAAGGACGAAACGUCCGACGACACCGAGAAGGAGCCACAUCGGGCGGCACCAGCUAAAUCCCAAGCCAUUCCACCAUUCUUUGACUACAACGAGCAAACGAGUCAGCGGAUGUUGGAUGAAUUCUUCGCCCUGCGCAAUCAGGAAGCUCUGGCCUCCCGGCGAUCAAACUACGACUGGGACGAGGGACAGUUCCGCUCGCGUACAUUGGAGGAAAUCAAAAACCAACACCGGGCAACGGUUGCCUCGCGGAAGAAGGUACCGGUGGACUAUCCGACUCAAGCCGGUUCUAGAAGUGAAUCCGAUAUGAGCUACGAUCGGUACGCCGACUACGCUGAAAUGGAACAGCGUAUGGCCAGCGGAUUUGGACCACACAAGCUGGGCCGUAAGCAACGGGCAACACCUUCAACCGCCGGUAGCUCAACGCUCGUUCUCAAUCGAACCCCGAUCGUGUCCACUGACGGUGAUGGAUCCAUGCCACUGCCUGGUAAGGGUAUCGAGCGCUCCCGGUUCCAUUACUCGCUCCCCUCGAUGGUGUUCAACCCGUACGCCUGGGACCCGUACCAUCUGAAUAUGCUCCGGUUUCCGCAGUGUAACGCCUGUCAGCAGAAUGCGCGAGCCCUCUGCGGCAAGUGUGGCAUGUGCAGCGACUGUUGUGCCCACAGCAAGUGCACCUGCGGCUGCCUGAAUGGGUGA